Messenger RNA from Microthlaspi erraticum, 405 nucleotides. The record is from the annotation of a GenBank genome assembly. NCBI's taxonomy places the organism in Eukaryota, Viridiplantae, Streptophyta, Magnoliopsida, Brassicales, Brassicaceae.
AUGGUGGACUGGCUCGAUGAUGCGGAAAUGGACUUGUUGGUGGAACCCUAUGCGGUGAUGAUGCCGAAUCUUAUGCACUCCGCGGCUCAGGCUGAGGACAAAUGCGUCUACUUCGAUGCGAAGUACACGCACAGCCGUCCGAGUAAGGAUGUGCCGCAGCAAGUGGGGGCUGGAGAUUGUGGCGUGUUUGUCCUCAAGUCAUCGAGUGCCUGGCAGUCGGAUAUGCCGCAUUUCCGAAGACGUUGUGUCAGAAAAACAUCACCAUGUUUAGGGAGCAGAUUGCGUCUGAUAUGUACCAUGAGAUCAACUGCCGUGGACCGGUCGAGGACCCAGAUGAUUGGGACAAUGUCGAUUUGUAUGACGAGAGAUUAUGAAAGGUGUAGGUGUAAUCUUAAUGCUCUUUAA